Diaporthe amygdali is the source of this 1677-nucleotide messenger RNA. RefSeq lists its product as uncharacterized. The transcript has 2 exons. The coding region runs from base 1 to 1677 and encodes 558 amino acids. NCBI's taxonomy places the organism in Eukaryota, Fungi, Ascomycota, Sordariomycetes, Diaporthales, Diaporthaceae. The record is from RefSeq and is a predicted model, not a curated record.
AUGACGCGCUUACCCGCCGACGACUCGUUCUUUCCCUCGCCUGCUCUUGACACCGACCAACUCCUGAGCUCCACGGCCGGUUCCCCCAGCGCUCACGCCCCGUCCUCGGUUAUUUCACCUCUGAGUUUGCCCGGUGCUGUUCACUACUUCGACCAAGCGUCUCGCGCCUCCAUCACAAGUCAUCCGCAAGCAGGCGCAAAUCACAAGUUUCCCCUGACCAACGGAGAAACUUGUGGGCCUCCUCAGGCGCAACCGCCCAGUUUUCUCUCGCCACAUCUUACACCGAUCCCGUCCCACGCCCAGUAUCAAAUCCAGUUCCAGCGCCACCCUCAGCAACGCGCAGCCAGCCUCUCGCCCACCAGGAGGUCUUUUGCCAGAGGGAACGGUGGAAUGGACGGUCAACGCUCCUCGGAUGUGGACUUGCCAGUUAGGGGUGCCCCGGGCGUUCCCGUACCGGUAAAUACAAUAUCCGGAACUGGCUCUGGGCUCAUAACCGUUCGGAGACCCGCGAUACGGACGACAUCUACGGAGAACUCGUAUGGCGAAUCGCAGUCAUUGUCUCUGGAGGCAAGAAUGCGACUGGCUUGGGAUGAGGAGAGGAGAGCGUUGCAAGCAAACCGUGAUAGGGCAGAGGAAGUGUACAGAGACGCCAUAGAAGCGUUGAGAAGUGAGCAUGCUUCUGCGCAGUCUAAGUGGGAGGCCGAGAGGUACACCUUGCAAACUCAGAUCACGCUGCUACAAAACCGACUCAGGAAAUCCGAGGCGCGCUGGAAUGAAGCGUCUAUAAGAGGUGGCGGCUCAGACUCGAAUUCCGUCUCAUUCCAGGGCAGCUCAGCAUCACAACUGAGCCCCACUGGACAGUCAGACUCCUUUCUCUCGCUACACCACGACACCAAUUCUGCAGAUCAGAUAAUUGCCAUGGAUCACGAAACGCCCUCAAAAGUAAUUGACGUGCAGGAAUAUCACAAGGAUUUGGAGGGCAUCCACCUCAAAGUGAACGCCGUCAAAAAGGCGACUUUUACCGACACACCAUCCAGCAACGGGUCUGGGUCCAAAACAUCGAGCGGGGAUGGUUCCCCGUCUCACACUCCCGAGGAACGGCGACAGUUGGCGAGAGAGCGUUCCGUUCGCGCCCUCAAGGCUGACCCGCACUCGAGACUCACAAUCAAUGCUGGGCACACUCCAACCGUGUCCAUGUCUUUUGUUAGUACUGCUGCGACCAACACUGCCACCAGCAGCGGAUCCAACACGCCAACACUGGUCAGUGGCGACGGGGCUAUAAGCUCCGAUGGCAACGAUGGUAAUGAUGGUCGUGAGUCUAAAGAGCCCGCCGAGCCGGUCGGAACUGCCAUCGACGAUGAAGACCAUGGCCCUGCUAUCAUGGAACCUUCAGAUGAAGAUCCGGAGCUCAAGGGCCCAUUGACGCUCCGCAACAUACCUGCGAAAGAUGAAAUCUUCCUUCGGAAACUUUCAGACAAGCUUGAGAAGGUCACUCAUGGCGAGGACGCGACGCCGACCGUACUCAAAGAUGCCGAGUGUGAAAAGGGCGAGCCCAGUGCUGCUGCUGCGGCAGGUGCAGCAGAAGCAGAUGAAAGCGACUCCGAAGACGCUGAGCCGGAAAUACCCCUCAAGCUUCGGACGACCUCAAACUUCGGCAGGCCUCUCGGCUCGCUAUAA